AUGGCACCAACAAAGCAGGAACUCUCCCUGCUCAUCAACCCUCUUGUGCCCGAGUCCGUUCAGCACAACAACCGCGUCCUCUCCUCCCUCCACAGCUUGACCUCCUUCCUCCUGGGUCUGUCCGCAGGAAUCCUAGCAUUGCAAUCAACCUACGGCUUCGCCUUCUACUUCCUAGGCACAAUCCUAGUGUCCGGCCUCUUCCAUGCAGUCCUGAUCCACCGCUCUGGGGGUGCAGGUGCCGGCUCUUUCUUCCCGGGUAGUAACCCUGGUGAAAUUGAGGGUGUUGUGGAGAUGGAUGAGAAGAGUCAGACUGUGCGCAUGCAGCUUGGUGGAAAGGCGGGUUCGAGGAAGAUCCUCCGUAAGGGUGCUUGGAGGGAUGUUUGGUUUGGUGGUGGUGUUAUGAGCGAGGCGCUGAGUGGGUUUGUCCUUGGAUGGGCGGGUGUUGGUGGUGUUUUGAGGUGA
Molecule: messenger RNA, 462 nt
Organism: Penicillium soppii
Lineage: Eukaryota; Fungi; Ascomycota; Eurotiomycetes; Eurotiales; Aspergillaceae
Product: EMC6 family protein
Exons: 2
Coding region: 1-462 (153 amino acids)
Biological process (GO): protein folding in endoplasmic reticulum; autophagosome assembly
Cellular component (GO): EMC complex; membrane; endoplasmic reticulum
Source: RefSeq, a predicted model, not a curated record